GCCGCGGCCUGCGGCCGCGUCAAGACCAUCGAGCUGCUGUUGAGGUACGGGGCCAAGGUCGACGCGACCAACAAGUGCGGCAACCAGCCCGUGCACCUCGCCUGCGUCGGCGGCAGCGUCGAGGCGUUGCGGACCCUGCGCUACGCGGGCGCGGACCUCGACGCGCGGGGCCUCGAGAACCACCGGUCGACGCCUUUGCACGUCGCGUGUUUGCACGGCGGCCGGUUGGACGUCGUCGAAUAUCUAGUGCAAACGGCCAAGGUCGACGUGCACCUCGCCCAGACCGACGGCGCGACGGCCGUCUACAUCGCCUGCCAGGGCGGCUACCUCGACUACGUGCGCGUCCUCUUCGCCGCCGGCGCGUCGCUGGAAACUCCCCAGAACGCGAACGCGACGCCCUUCUACGUCGCCGCGCACCAGCGCCACGUCGACGUCAUGCGCUACCUCGUCGCCGAGGGGCGCGUCGACGUGCUCGCGACGACCAAGGUCGGCCAGACGGCCCUGCACCAGGCGUGCCGC
This is a messenger RNA of Aureococcus anophagefferens, 519 nucleotides long. RefSeq lists its product as hypothetical. The transcript has a single exon. The record is from RefSeq and is a predicted model, not a curated record. Gene Ontology annotation, molecular function: protein binding. The annotation marks the transcript as partial. Lineage: Eukaryota; Pelagophyceae; Pelagomonadales; Pelagomonadaceae.